AUCUUUUGACACUUGAACCAAACCCAUUUAACGCUACAAUAUGCUAGAAGUACUCAUUUGUGGUGCCGGACCUGUAGGAUCUUUCUUCGCAAACCUAAUGGAGCAGUUCGGACAUACUUAUCGAAUUAUCGAUAGCGAACCGAUUGAAGCCAGACUUGGUCAAAGCCGAGCACUGCUUCUGACAGCCCGAACUUUGGAAGUCAUGGAGGACAGAGAUAUAGCUCGCGAAAUCUUAAGCCGUGCUUUACUCUCUCGCGGCAUAAGAUUACACUCUGAUACCAAACAGCUUACAGAGGUGGAAAUGAGCGGCCUGGAUAGUACUUUUCAUCAUAUGACAACUUUACCUCAGUGGAGAAUAGAAGAGAUACUGCAUAAAAGAUUGUCCAAGAAAGUUGAGCGACCAGUCAAAUUGAUAUCUUACGUCCAAGAGAGCGACCACGUGGUAGCCAAACUCCAACAUGGGGAUGACACGGAUAACAUUGAGGAAGUAAAAGCAAAGUUCCUUAUAGGUGCGGAUGGUGUACAUUCUACUGUACGCAAAGGGACCCCGGGAUGGAAUUUUGACGGCGUGGUCAUCAAUUCGCCAUCUGUGCUAGCCGAUGUCACUUUUACUGGAGACAAGCUACCUGAUUUCCGCUACUUCAACUUCAUUGAUUCCAAAAACGGCGCGCUUAUAUUAAUUCCGAUACCCGAUAACUCUGGAGAAAAGAUUAUCACCCGUAUGGUUGUUAGUCUUGGUGCUUUAAGCGAGACCAAGGACAAUGAAGGCAAAGUCUCUCAAGGCAUUAAAAACGACGCUCCCCCUACAUUGGAAGAACUUCAAACUUUGAUAGAUCAGCGUUGUGGAUAUUUCAAUAUGAAAGCUGUUAACCCACAAUGGAUAGCAAAGUUUGGUAUCAACGAACGAAGAGCUAACGGUUUCCGACGAGGAAGAUGCUUUGUUAUGGGAGAUGCAGCACAUUGUCAUUCACCAGCUGGUGGCCAAGGAUUGAACCUCGGUUUUCAGGAUGCAAAUAACUUGGCAUGGAAGAUUUCGUCAGUCCUAAAGAAUACGGCAGAGAACCCGGAAGUGCUCUUGGACUCCUAUUAUGAAGAGAGGUAUCCAAUUAUUGAUACGACCAUCAAUGGCACUGGAAGAAUGGGAAGAAGUGUAUUCCAACGUACCAUAUUUUCAUCCUUCAUGCGCUCGCUAGUGCUUCCAAUGGCUUUGACCAUACCCUCUAUUCACGAUAAGGUUGGAUUUACGAUCCAACAACUCUGGAUCACUAUCCCUACAAGCUCCGCGUUAUUGGCUGAGAAAAGUGCUUCAAGCAUCAUUGAACCAGGAAAAUACAUGCCAGACUCAUGCACCCUCAAUCCCAAGGACAUUGUGAACUUGCCACCGCAAACGAUCAAGAGCAUAUUUAAGAAGACAGAUAGGUACAUUGCUUUGCUCGUUUGGAAUCACGCUGGUGACGACGACGCUUCUGCUGGAUUUUGGAAUCUUCUCCAGACCUACAAGAGGUUUGUAAGACCAAUUGUGGUAGAAAGCAAGAACUACAUUGGCCGAUAUAGAGUUCCACAAUAUGCUCGCAACAAUGCUGAUGGAACAAACGGAUUUUGGUGCGAUACCAGGGGUAGACUGGCUGAGCUACUUGGCAUUGAAGACAAUCGAGCUGGCAUUAUUCUUGUUAGACCCGAUAUGUACGUUGCCUUUUCCGAAUCCUAUGAUGGGCAAAACGAAAUACCCCUUGAGUCUUUCGAGAGGCACCUUUCAAGCCAGGUAAAAUCAGACUGAUGUCGAUGCAAGUAGUCACAAUCCUCCGACAUUCAGCCGUAACGGAUCGAAAAAUCUCUCUGUGCUUAUUGGGUGUUACAUCGGCGAUUUCUUUUUGAACAUUAAACCUCAAGCAUGACACCGCGCGCAAUAAUAAACUUUUAUAUCUUUACUCUA
Molecule: messenger RNA, 1933 nt
Organism: Umbelopsis ramanniana AG
Lineage: Eukaryota; Fungi; Mucoromycota; Umbelopsidomycetes; Umbelopsidales; Umbelopsidaceae
Exons: 6
Coding region: 41-1777 (578 amino acids)
Molecular function (GO): FAD binding
Source: RefSeq, a predicted model, not a curated record